GUGAGUAUCGAAGAGAAGAGCGAUCAGAGAGAGAGAAGGGUAGAGGGGAAGGGUCUUCGAUUUCUGAUUCGAAAAUUAAAUAAAAAAAAGAAAACAAAGUUCUGAAAUUUUUGAGGGAGAAUUGGAAUGCAAAUAAUUUUUUAGAGAGAGAAAGAGGAAGAAAUAAGAAGGAAAGACAAAGAGCAAUGGAAGAAGAAGCAACCUGGGUUCCAACGAACAAGUAAUACUUCACAACUAUUACUUUUUUCCCAUUUUUGUUGAGACCCAGAAUUCAAAUCAGUAUUUGGAGCUUAAAUAAGGUGAGCCCAUAAAUUUUGUUGGCUUUACAUAGUCUAAUUUCUCUGAGUUUUUAAGCUUGAAUCUGUGUUGUGCUUUGGAAUUUCAUGAAAAAGAUUUGAACUUGAAUUGGGAAACUUCAAGGUUGAAUCUUUUGAUAAAAGGUGGCAUUUUCAGUUUAUCUUGUGGUUUUGUGGGAAUUAUUGGUAGUUUCUAGUUAAUUGGAAUUGGGAAUUAAAUUUGUGGGUUUUGCUUGAAGUUGGAGGGAGGCAUCUUCGGUGGGGGUUUUGAGUGGAAAAAAGGGAGGGUCUGUUUGGUUUUGAGUUGGGUGGAAUUGGAAUUUGAAAUAUUGCGGUAUUGGGUUUUUGGAGGGAGAGUUAGUUAAGUUGGGGGAAUUGGGAUCUCAGGAUGUCAACCCAAUCCCACCAAUUGUUGUACAAUUCAAAGUUUGGGUUUUGGAGGUGGGUAUUGGUUUGGCAUUGUUGGGUUUGCUUAUAGAGGGUUUAAAUCUUGUUUGGAAGAUGGGUUUUUGAUGUCGGAGUAAAACCCUAAUUUAGUAGUGUAAUUGGGGCGUCUCUGAUUCGUUGUUGUUUGGGAAUUGUAUGAUAUAGUAUACUGUUUCAUUGUUGUUGUUUAUGGAGUUUAAAUGUUGAGGGAAAUGCAUCCGCCACAGCAGCAUUCGCGGAUCAAUCUUGCUGAAUUGAAAGCUCAAAUAGUGAGGAAACUUGGGCCAGAGGGGUCCAAGCAGUACUUCUAUUAUUUGAAUAGGUUAUUGAGUUUGAAGAUUAGCAAGGUUGAGUUUAAUAAGCUUUGUGUAAGGAUUUUAGGCAGAGAAAACAUUCCCCUACAUAAUCAGUUCAUUCGCUCAAUCUUGAAGAAUGCUUGUAGUGCAAAAGUUCCGCCGCCAAGUCAUGACAUUGAUAUUGUGAAGUCCAUUACUGCAGUUGGGAGUAAAGAGACUCCCAAUGAUGGUUACCACCAAAAUGGGUCCCAUAGUGCUGCAGCGCAGGCUUCCAACCUGCAAGGUUUGCCAAAUGGUGACAUGCUACCUUUAUCACCACGAAAGGCCAGGACAGGGUCUCGUGAUCGGAGAGCUGGGGAUCGUCGCAGUGCUCUUGGGCCAAAUGGGAAGACAAACUUUUCUUCUCCGCAAAUAGUAAUUAAAGAUUCGGGUGAUUUUAGUGUUAUCUUGGAGAAUGGGAUCUCUCAUCCACCUGAUCUUCAAGGAUCAGUGCAGCAUCAUCAAGGACUUAUGCAGCAGGUAGAGAAUGUCCAGGAGGCUUCAGCUCUGCAUCCUGUUAAGCUUUCAGCAACAAAGGGGCCACAAGAUGGUCUAGUUUCUCUACAUAGCAAGGACCAGAAUGAAGCGUCAGACAGAGGAGCUGCAAAAGAGAUGCAUGCUAGGAGUCAGUUGCAAGCCCCGCUUGGAGUUCCAUUUCUCCCAGUCAGUGUAGGUGGGGCACGCAGAGCAUUGCCCAUAGCAAGUAGCAGUAAAUUUGUUAGUACUUUCAAUUCUGGUGUCUUGUUGGACAACAUAAAUCUGAGAGAGCGCAUGGAGCAGAUUGCUGCAGCACAGGGCCUUGAAGGGGUCUCGACUGAUUGUGCUAAUUUGUUGAAUAAUGGUUUGGACGUUUAUUUGAAGGGAUUAAUUAGCUCUUGUGUCAAUCUUGUGGCGGCAAGAUCAGGACAUGAACCAAUAAGGAACAAGAAGCAUCAGGCACCUAUGAAGCUUGUUAAUGGUGUCAGGCCUGGUCAUCUUUAUCAGAUGCAGAAUAGCGGUAGGCCAUUAGAAGUCGUGCCUGAGCAUAGACCACAUUGCCCUAUUUCUUUGCAAGACUUUAGGGUUGCCAUGGAGCUGAAUCCGCAGCAGCUUGGUGAAGAUUGGCCCUUGUUGCUGGAGAGAAUUUGUACACAUGCAUUUGAAGAAUAAGUUGUGCACCUGGACUUCAUUAUCACCCAGCUAGACAAGGAUUGGUCGCUGCUGGGUCAAAGGUCAUUCUGUUCUUCAUGGCUUAAAGCACAUCAGUAAAGUGAUGGUUUUCCUUUCAUGGCCUUUUGAACCAGUCUACUGCUCGAGGUAAAACUGUCUCUUAAAAUGAUAGGGACCAGAGCAGGGAAUCCUUGUCUUAUCCUGCCAUGGGCUUGCCAUCGGCCAGAAAAUCCAAUUUUUCAGCAACCAGCGAAAAUGGAUCUGCAGAGGAAGUGCCCCAGAUUUGGUUGCACUGUUGUAUGAUUAGCAUAAAUCUCACUUCAUAUUUUCUGCUCUCUCCUGUAAUUUACAGUUAAUGAGAAAAUUUAGAACAGUUUUGCAGGAAUAAUGUGUAGUGUAGGUACAUUAGCAGAAAGGUGAAAGUGCGUCAUGCAAGAGUUCAUGUGUAUGUAUCUCCAACAUCAAGAUUGAUUGGAAUCUAAUUAACCAAAGUUUUCAAUUUUCACCGAA
Molecule: messenger RNA, 2716 nt
Organism: Coffea eugenioides
Lineage: Eukaryota; Viridiplantae; Streptophyta; Magnoliopsida; Gentianales; Rubiaceae
Exons: 1
Coding region: 923-2206 (427 amino acids)
Biological process (GO): regulation of transcription by RNA polymerase II
Cellular component (GO): SAGA complex
Molecular function (GO): transcription coactivator activity
Source: RefSeq, a predicted model, not a curated record